Messenger RNA from Paramecium pentaurelia, 1936 nucleotides. The record is from the annotation of a GenBank genome assembly. Lineage: Eukaryota; Ciliophora; Oligohymenophorea; Peniculida; Parameciidae.
AUGACAGAAAGAGUUACACAUUUAACUUAUGAAGCUUUAAAAAGUAUGAAGGAAUACCGUAAUGAUACAAUAAAAUAUUGUGUUUAAAUUUUAGAAAUAGAAUAAAAGAAUGAUAUGAAUACAAAAAAUGGGACUCUAUAUUCAUGUAUAUGUAGUGAUGGAUUUGCAAAAAUGAAUAUGCUAAUACUUAAUCUAAGUCCUUCAAUAUUAUCAAAUACCUCAAAAAUGAAACCCAUUAUUAGAAUCUUAGAAUUAAAGAUUAAAUAAACAUAUUAUUUAGUAAUCAACUAUGAAGUCUUAUAUUUAGAUAAAAUUUAAGUUGGUUAACCAUUGCCUUAUGAUGAUUAUAAAAAGAUGGUAUUUAUUUAAUUUACAUGUUUAGAAUUUUACAAAUCCAAAUGGAAAUAAUGAAAUUUAAUUUCCAAAAGCUCCUCAUAUGUUCCAAAUAAAUGAAAAUAAAAAAUAAUCCAUACAAUUAUAACAAUAAUAAAAAUAUGAAAAUGAUAGUUUUGAUUAAAUGUAAACUAAAUCUGGGAUUAAACUCUCAAUCAAUUAAAAACAAUAAUAAUUUAAACCAAUAGAAAAUCAAAUAUAUUAAUCACCUUCUGAUUAAAAUAUAUUAAAAAUAUCAGAACUCUAUCCUGGAAUGAGAGGAUUCAAAAUUAAAGGAAGAGUUAUUUAAAAAUCAGAUAUUACUCCAUUUAAAAAUAAUAAAGGACACUUAUUUACCAUUGAAAUUAUAGACUCUGAUAAAUAAACUAUUUAAGGAAUAUUCUUUAAUACUAUAUGUGAUAAAUUUUAUGAUUAAAUAGAAAUUGGAAAAGUUUAUUAUUUUGAAAAUGGUUAAGUAAAAACAAAUAGAUAUUCAACCAAAAAUCAAAAUUAAAGUGAUUAUCAAUUACAUUUUGAAUUAUUUUCAAAAAUAUCUCUUACCUAAGAUGAUAAAGACAUUGAUGUUUUUUCAUUCUAAAUUAAAACUAUUGAAGAUAUUGAUAAUUUAUCAUUAGAUGAUAGAUGUGAUGUACUUGGAGUUGUAAUUGAUAUUAAACCUAUUAUAUAAAUAAUGACAAAGUCAAAUGAAAAUAAAUCUAAGAAAAUCAUUACAUUAUAUGAUCAGACUUAAAGAGGAAUAGACAUAACUCUUUGGGGAUCAUAGGCAGAAAAAUGGUAAUUUUAAAAAGAUGAAAUCGUAGCAUUUAGAGGAUUAAAAGUUACUGAUUACUAAACGGUUAGAAGUUUAACAGUUACAAAUUCAACUAUAUAUGAAAAGGAUUUAUCUCAUUUAGAAAAAAUUAAUGGAUUUCGAGAAUUUUAUGAAUUUUAUUGUUAAAAUAAAGAUUUCUUAGAAUCAAAACCAAAAGAAUCAAAAAAGAAAUUUGCUUUAUCAUAUAUUGAAUAAAUAAAAAAAGACUUUGAAGGAAUUAGAGACAAUAAGCUAGUAAAAUUCUAUGAAAUCAAAGCCUUUAUAACAAAUAUAUUUACUAAAUAAUUAUAUUAUGAAGCAUGUGAGAAUUGUAAAAGAAAAAUUAUCUAUAUACAAUAAACAAAGUAAUAUAAUUGUUAAAAUUGCAAUUUAAAUUAUGAUAAGCCCUGUUACAAAUAUAUGUUUAAUGCUAAAAUUGUAGAUACAACAGGAAAUCUAAUUGUAAUUUUGCCUGACGGUUUAGGAUAAUAAGUAUUAUGUAUUUAUAUAUAUAUAUAAAUUGUAGAAGUUCCAUGUGAAGAAUUCUAAAAAAAAUCGUAGAUAGAGAAAGAUGAUUAUAUUAAAAGAGCAAAUUUUUAAUAAUAAAGAUUCUUAAUAGUAGCAAAGAUAGAAACAUAUAAUGAUGAAAAUAGACCUAAAUUCUACAUAACAUCAAUUAUUUAGGAUGAUGUGAUUAGUGAUAAUGAAGAACUUUAUAAUUAGAUAACAUAAAUGCUAAAGCAAAAUAAUUGA